This is a messenger RNA of Neltuma alba, 2311 nucleotides long. Its product is annotated as ribonucleoprotein RB97D. NCBI's taxonomy places the organism in Eukaryota, Viridiplantae, Streptophyta, Magnoliopsida, Fabales, Fabaceae. The record is from RefSeq and is a predicted model, not a curated record. The transcript has 4 exons. The coding region runs from base 198 to 1874 and encodes 558 amino acids.
CCUGAAAGAGUACAUUGAAGGUUUGGUUCUUUCACGUCGGCAUCAUCACUGAGCCGUGGUUGUCGGGUUCUUCCGUUUAUCUCACACGAACAGCAACACUAGCUUCUCCCCGAAGAAAAGCCCAGAAAAUUUCAAAAUUAAAUAGCCUAGCAUCUCUGUUUUACUGGUUUUGCGUGUGAAGAGCGGUCUGGGAAUCCAUGAAUACGACACCGUUCAUGGAUAAGCAGAUUAUGGAUCUAACCCAAGGAUCGUCUUCGAGCAAGGAUUUCAUCGACCUGAUGAGCCGUCCUAAGGAGGAAGAAAAGGCAGACGCAGAAGGUGAAGCUCGCCGUGGCAGCCACCACCAAAUCGGUGGUAAUGGGAUUAAGGAGGAUAUCAUUCCCAGUUACGAUUUCCAGCCGAUUCGCCCACUCGGAGCUUCGACCCAGUCUUCCAAUCACGAUUCCAGCCCUAAUAUGGGAGGGAUUUCGAGGUCUUGGAAUUCUGACUCCAAGUCUAACUUUUCCACCCCAAUCCUUAGAAAUUAUAAUUCUCUGGACUCUCUUGAACCUGCAAAAGUCACAGUGGAAAAGGAUCAAAAUGCCUUUGAUGCUGCAAUACUGUCUGAGAUAGAUCAAACCAUGAAGAAGCAUAUGGACAAUUUGCUUCAUGUGCUGGAAGGCAUCGGUGCAAGAUUAACACAACUAGAAAGCAGAACCAACCAUCUUGAAGAUUCUGUGGAUGAGUUGAAGGUGUCUGUUGGAAACAACCAUGGUAGCACUGAUGGGAAAAUGAGACAGCUUGAGAAUAUCCUUAGAGAGGUGCAAAUGGGUGUACAAGUUUUAAAGGAUAAGCAAGAUGUGAUGGGAGCUCAACUGCAGCUGGCAAAGCUACAAGUGUCCAAGGUGGACCAACAUUCAGAAACUCAGGCUAGUGUAACUACAGAUCCUGUACAGCAAACUGCAUCGGCUUCUCAGCAAUUGCAACAACAGCUUCCUUCCCCUGUUAAUCUUCCACAAUCAGUUGCUGCGGUCCCUCACCCUAAUGCUCCUCCUCAACCUCUGUCCCAACAGGGUGUGCCACCUCCAGUUCAACUUCCUAAUCAAUUUCCUCAGGCCCAAAUUCCUUCUGUUCCUCAGCGAGAACCUUACUUCCAACCACCACCUCAAUCUCACGAGACCCCAAAUCAGCAAUACCAAUUGCCUUUAUCUCAACAGCCUCUUCCUCCUCCUGGGGCACCUCCACAGCAGCAAUAUCAACAAAACCCUCAACCUCAGUACCCUCAGCCUGUACCUCAUCCACCUCAACAGCAGCCAUCACCUUCUCCUGUCAGUCCCCCGCCUCAACUCCCAUCUUCAAUGGGUCACCAUGUGGAGGAUGCGUCUUAUAUUCCUCCUCAGAAUUAUCCACCCAAUGUCCGCCAACCACCAUCCCAGCCACCACCCAGUGGGCCACCUCCUGCCCAGCAAUUCUAUGGACCGCCAUCCCAUGCCUUUGAACCGCUCUCUAGUAGAUCUGGUUCAGGUUUUUCUUCUGGGUAUAGUGCACCAUCUCUACCUGCUGAGCCAUAUCAUUACGGUGGAUCGCCUCAGUAUGCUGUGGCUCCUCCAAGUGGAGGAAGUGGUUACCCUCAGCUUCCUACUGCUCGUGUGCUGCCCCAUGCAUUGCCUACAGCGUCAGCGGCAAGUAGCAGUUCUGGAUCUGGUGGAAGUGGAAAUCGGGUCCCCAUAGAUGAUGUGGUUGACAAAGUGGCAAGUAUGGGAUUCCCUAGAGACCAUGUGAGGGCAACAGUUCGAAAGCUAACAGAGAAUGGUCAAGCAGUUGACCUCAAUGUAGUGCUGGAUAAGCUUAUGAACGAAAGUGAUAUCCAGCCAAGAGGGUGGUAUGGUCGGUAGCAAGAGGGAAAUUGACGUAUAUCUACAUGUAUAGAAGCACCACUUGUUCCUGGGUAAAAAUUUAGGGGAAAGGAAGGAGGCUUGCUUCAUGAUUGGAUUGUGCCACAUUGGAUGCUUUGACUUUUAUUUCUUUCUCGAUUUGUUUUGUUGGAGACUUGAAACUGGUCUUUUGCCUUGCAUAUCUGAGACUCAUCUGUUUACUUUUUUUUUGGCACUAUGUAUAUUCAAAUAAGUGAUAGUGGAUUUUUUUAAAACGACUUGGGCCGUUUUAGUUAUGCCGUUUAAAUAUAGUUAGUAUGCUGCCUACAGGAUAUCCCAAAUCGCUGUAUGGGGUACUUUGAUUCGGGGCAAGGUCAGGUGGCCCAGUGACCUGUGAUGUUUUGUAUUGGGUAGGUAACUACCUUCUGUAGCACUGAAGCUUCGGCUUGCCUUCUUAA